AUGCCCCCCCUCAAACUCCUCUGCCUCCACGGCUACACGCAAUCCGGCCCCCUCUUCCACGCCAAAUCCCGCGCCGUGAUCAAACACCUCACCAAGGCUCUCCUCCCAACCCACGUCGUGACAACCACCUACCCAACCGGUCCCAUCCACCUUCUCCCCUCCGACAUCCCGGGCUACGAACCCACCAGCACCAGCACCAGCGACGAAACAAGCACAAGCACAAGCACAGACUCCUACGGCUGGUUCCGGCGGCACUCGACCACCAACCCACCCCUAUACACGGACCUCCACCUCGGACUGCAAACUAUCGCGGAGACGAUCCUGACCGAGGGUCCCUUCGACGGGGUAAUUGGCUUUUCGCAGGGCGCGGCGAUGGCAGCCAUUGUCGCAUCGUUGUUAGAACCGGGGCGGGAGGAAGCCGUGACGAGGUUUCUGGAUGCGGGGGUACCGGGCGUUUGGUGGGAGGAGGUGAGAAAGGUGCAGCCGCAGAUGAAGUUCGCGGUGUGUUAUAGUGGGUUUCGGGCGCCGGGGCCGAGGUAUAGGGGGUUUUAUGAGCCGGGGGUGAGGACCCCGGUGUUGCAUGUGUUGGGGUCGUUGGAUGCGGUGGUGGAGGAGGGGAGGAGUCGGGCGUUGAUUGAGGCGUGUGAGGUGGGAGGGGAGGCGAAGGGGAGGGUGGUGGUGCAUCCCGGGGGGCAUUUUGUGCCGGCGCAGAGACCGUAUUUGGAUGCAGUGGUGGGGUUUGUGAGGGAUGUGUUGGAGGGGGAGAAGAAGGGGGUGGUGGUUGAGGAGGAUGUGAAUGAUAUGGAUUUGCCGUUUUAA
This is a messenger RNA of Aspergillus ibericus CBS 121593, 819 nucleotides long. Its product is annotated as alpha/beta hydrolase. Gene Ontology annotation, cellular component: nucleus; cytoplasm. The coding region runs from base 1 to 819 and encodes 272 amino acids. The record is from RefSeq and is a predicted model, not a curated record. The transcript is spliced from 2 exons. Lineage: Eukaryota; Fungi; Ascomycota; Eurotiomycetes; Eurotiales; Aspergillaceae.